CUCUUCAAAUAUAUCAAGGAAGUAACGACGACUUCCGCCUGCCGUCAUUAUGAAUUAACCAGUAGCCAAUAGUCAGCAGUGAUGACUUAACUUUUUGGUUUUAAAACCUAACAACUUUUUUCUUCUCGUCGGUCACUGAUCCUUUUCAACCACCCAACAACCGUGUUGACGCCGCCAAUAGUAAAAGUUGCCCACCUACGUAUCUACGCAGAAUACACAUACGUUUUCUCGAUAUUUCUCGGGUGUCAGCUAUUGUUAAAGAAUUGGUCUUGAACCUAUUUAACGAAUAGUCAACAAGUACCAAUCACUCAAAUCAGUCGAGUUAUCAUGGCGAACGCAAACCAUAAGCGUGCUCGUCCCUUCACGGCCGACCCCUACGACGAGCCACCCAAGAGACCAAGACCUGCAUCCCCUCUCUUUACAUACCAUGGGCCUCCUCCCAACGACGUCUUUACUAGACCUCCCCUCAGCAGAGAUGGACCUUAUCACGGCUUCUAUCCUGACCACUUUAGCCCGCAGUCGUCCGGGCCCUGGGGUCCAACUAACACAACUUCUGCACAGCCUUUCGACUAUUCCGAAUGUCUGCCCAAUCCUCGACGACAGCACUCCAGGGAGAGAGACCAUGAUUUCCGUCCGCCUAUGGCCUCCCAUACCGGUCACCGACUUAGAUCAAGCACAAUGCCUUCAAGACCCAGGGAACCUAUGUCUAAUUUCCAAGACUCUUUUCAACCCCAGAAUUCCCAACGAGGCCCGGACACUCUCGAUGCUCGUGUUGCGGAACUCGAAGCGAUUGUCAGAUCACUGAAUAGAUCAUAUAAUGAUUUCAAGUUGCCUAGAGCUACUGUAAUUCGCGACUUGCGUCGAGAUAUAGAUAAUCUAUCAAUGCUCGAAGGUCAAACCAAUGAGUUGGAGGCACGUGUGCACGACAUGUCGCGUGCUCUCCAUGAUCUGCAGGCUUCAACCGAAGCAGACAACGUUAAUGACAAAUCUACCGAACCCAAAAUCCGCCAAGACGCAGCAACCCAAGCACGAUCACAGAUGCCAGAGCCGGGUAUAGCAAUUGACGACGGCGGCGAUGAUAGUGGUGAUGAUGUUAUCUUCCUAGGAGAACGGCCCCUUCAAGAUAGUGCUUUUGAUAUUCACGAUAACGAUAGCAAUCGUGAGAAUUACCAGCCGGAGGCCGUUACCCGUGACAAUUUCGUGGCUUAUCUUAAGAGCCUCGACUUUCGCGCACCGUAUGGGAUGGAAGUGUUUGUCAGCACGCCAGUUACGGCGAGAGACUAUUGUCUAUGUACGCUGAACGACGGCACGGUAUACUUUGUACGUCUAGGAACCAGCGAGAAAGGAUGGUGGAACAUUGAGUAUGAGCCUUAUGAGCGAGCGCCCCUAAUGCUGCAACGAUAUAAACGCGGACACCUCGAUGGCGACCAACACUUAGAUGCGAGGCGAUUACCUUCACUGUUGCACUAUCGCAGCAACGUCUGUGAAGUCGAGUACCCUGUUCCGAAUUUUAUAUUCGCUCCUCCGCUCCGUUAUGCAUUACCUCUAGGAGAGAUCCACGUAUACCAACCGCGAGUCGACAAGGCACCACCUGACCUUAUUGGUACAAAUUUCUUCUUGCUUAUGGAUGUCACCAACUCCAAGAAGUCACUAUGGAUCGUAUAUGCAUACGAAUAUCCCUUCAAUAAAAGCAAUGUCCCUAAUCACUCUAAGGGUUACCAGCAUGAGGAGGGUACAAUCGAAACAGGAAAGUAUGAAUUGAACCGAAAUUCGCCUCUCUGUGCGGAUUUUGGCCUUUUCGAUGUGGCAUGCAUAGCAAAUAGCCUGGAUGACUUUGUCGACUUAACCAAGGGAGGUAUGCCAAACCUUCGUGGAUACCAGCAGACUGUAUGCCCUCAACUCGAUCCCGUUAAAGUCCACCAGACGCUCCGCUCGACUGCGUGCAUUGCACAGCCUGUAUUUACAGAACCGAACCUAGACAGCCUAACUCGAGCAAUCAAUCAGGGGUGGAAGAAAUAGGAGCCUUUAUCCAACAUCUCCCGAGAUACCGACAGUUUUACCUAAUUUGUUUUGCACGAUACCGAUCCGAGGGUCUUGAUUAUCCAUCUUCAUGCUAGCAAUAGAAUCGCGAGGUGUGAGGAGUUUGAUGAACGAAGAAAAAGGAAGGAGGCCUAAGGAAAUGGGAUUACAUCUACAUUGAUG
Messenger RNA from Daldinia loculata, 2202 nucleotides. RefSeq lists its product as uncharacterized. The record is from RefSeq and is a predicted model, not a curated record. The coding region runs from base 328 to 2019 and encodes 563 amino acids. The transcript has a single exon. NCBI's taxonomy places the organism in Eukaryota, Fungi, Ascomycota, Sordariomycetes, Xylariales, Hypoxylaceae.